AGUAGGGUUAGGGCUAUCAAUUAUUGCGCAAUUUAAAAAGGCAAAAUAGGCCUAGUUCUGCUUUGGUUUAUCGUCUCUGCAACAUCUCAAGAAGGGGGCUUUGCCAGUCAACCGUGACUCACACCGUCCACUCGCUUAUGGGAGCGGAGAAAGAGAAAAGCAUAAUCCAGUGACCCAAUACCAGAGGAAACAAUCACCACAGCCGGCAAAAAUGGUAGAGUGGACAGAAUUUGAGCGCGAUACAAUCAAGGACAUCUUCUCUAAGAUCGACUAUGACGUGGUGGGUCCCGCCGCCCUCACAAGGUGCCUGGUUGUGUACCCGUGGACUCGGAGGUACUUUGGAAACUUCGGGGCCCUCUACAACGCCGAGGCAAUCAUGGGCAACGAGAUGGUGGCAAACCACGGGAAAAAAGUGCUCCACGGACUGGACCGAGCCGUGAAGAACAUGGAUCACAUCAAGGAGAGCUAUUGCGAGCUCAGUCAGCUGCACUCCGAUCAGUUUCACGUGGACCCUGACAACUUCAGACUGCUUGCUGACUGCCUUGCAAUCGCCAUUGCCACCCAGUGGGGCAGUGCAUUCACCCCGGACAUCCAGGCCGCGUUCCAGAAGUUCUUGUCCGUUGUCGUCUUCUCUUUGGGAAGCCAGUACCACUAGUAGCGCUGCAUGGACAGUAGGACUACCGUGAACAACAACAACUACAACAAAUGCACUGUUCGUUCAAUUCAGAGGACCGGGGAACUUUCCUCUGUCAAAACCAAUAAAAAAACAUUACCGUAUGUUUUUCACUCUGUAGCCAAAAUAUCCUACUUAAUUAUAGGCUCCUAAGGCUAUUUAUUCAACUAAACAAAACUUAAAUGUGCCAUCAUAGGGCUGGGCUUAGAGAGUGGGAUUGGGGAGGAUGCUCGUUUGCGCCACCCAACAGGUGCUCUGAUUGGAGGACGCCAUCUUGGAACGUCUGAAAUUAACGCGCAACAGGUGACAUUAGGUCAUGCAUCGCUUAGAAUUACAUGUUAUUUGCAUUGACCUGUAUUGUAGUUUGAGGCUAAGCACGAUUUUUUCCAAGAAGACCUGAGAUUAUAAAAUCGAGUUUACACCACGUUAUCAUGAAAAGCCUACACUACAAAAUUAUUUUUUCUAAUAACAUUAACAGAUAACUAAGCAGUAAGCAAACAGAGUCUACUUUGCAAUCAAAAUAACUUAUAGGCCUACAUAUAUUUUAUAAAUAUUUGCUAACAAUGCUAUAAUCCGUCUAGACGUUUAACCUGCAUAUUAUAUAAAAUAUUAUUUGAAGGCUAUAUUAUUUGUGAAAUCAAGGUCAAGCGAACAAGUUGAAAAGGACGUGGUUAACUGCGCGAUUCAACCGCAAUGGAAUGGAAUAAUGACAAUGGAAAACAAUAAUGAUGGGAUUCAAACUUUUAUUCAUAUGUUUUCAACAGAAGACUCAACAGGAACCUGAUACUUUCAUCCAUCCUAUUGUCUGCCUAUAUCCGACCGAUCUCAGUUUAUCGGUACUUCUCGGACAGAGCCAGGGCCAAAGCACACAGGAACUUGUCGACGGCCAAAUGAGCCAUUGGGGUGAAAUCCUCAGGGAACAUAA
Molecule: messenger RNA, 1598 nt
Organism: Gadus macrocephalus (Pacific cod)
Lineage: Eukaryota; Metazoa; Chordata; Actinopteri; Gadiformes; Gadidae
Product: hemoglobin subunit beta-like
Exons: 3
Coding region: 212-655 (147 amino acids)
Biological process (GO): hydrogen peroxide catabolic process; oxygen transport
Cellular component (GO): hemoglobin complex; blood microparticle; haptoglobin-hemoglobin complex
Molecular function (GO): organic acid binding; haptoglobin binding; oxygen carrier activity
Source: RefSeq, a predicted model, not a curated record